CGCGUGUCGUGGAUCCAGAGGCGAGCGCGCGCGCGAGGACGUUCGCGCGUGCGAGCGAGAGUCGCGGAGAAGGAAAAGGGGAGGGAGAGAUGGCGGAGGAGAAACCGACGGAGGCUGCGGCGCCGGCGGAUGCCGCGACCGGGGCCCCGCCCAAGGAGGAGGGCGCCGAGGGCGCCGAGGGCGAGGCGGGCGAGCCGAAGAAGAAGGAGCACGUCGUGUCCAUCGUGCUCAGCUACAUGAACGACGAGCACGAGAAGGCGGCGAUCGAGGUGACGAUCGACGCCUUCGACAAGUACACCAAGUACAAGGACGUCGCGCAGCACAUCAAGAAGACGUACGACGCGCGGUAUCCGUCGAGCGGCAAGUCCACGGACGGCGUCUACCACGCCGUCGUGGGGAAGCACUUCGGAGCUUCGUUCAGUCACGAGACGUCCAACUACAUCCACCUCAAGUGCGACCUUCACAACGUCAUCAUAUUCAAGUCGAAGGACUCGCCGUUCGACCUGGACGCGGCGAACGUGUAGCGAACGUGUAGCGCCGUAGCCGUAGCCGCGUAGCAGUUGUAAACGAACGCGCGGCGGGCUGGUCAGAAUACUGGUCAAGAUUGUUGGAACA
Molecule: messenger RNA, 615 nt
Organism: Micromonas commoda
Lineage: Eukaryota; Viridiplantae; Chlorophyta; Mamiellophyceae; Mamiellales; Mamiellaceae
Gene: ODALC6
Product: flagellar outer dynein arm light chain 6
Exons: 2
Coding region: 90-524 (144 amino acids)
Biological process (GO): microtubule-based process
Cellular component (GO): dynein complex
Molecular function (GO): dynein intermediate chain binding; dynein light intermediate chain binding
Source: RefSeq, a predicted model, not a curated record